Molecule: messenger RNA, 4780 nt
Organism: Aedes albopictus (Asian tiger mosquito)
Lineage: Eukaryota; Metazoa; Arthropoda; Insecta; Diptera; Culicidae
Gene: eya
Product: developmental protein eyes absent
Exons: 9
Coding region: 1727-3874 (715 amino acids)
Biological process (GO): cell differentiation; multicellular organism development; negative regulation of extrinsic apoptotic signaling pathway in absence of ligand
Cellular component (GO): nucleus
Molecular function (GO): protein tyrosine phosphatase activity
Source: RefSeq, a predicted model, not a curated record
AUACCGGCGGCGCACAGCACCGCAGACAAUCACGAAACAGCAAAUGCUGGCACAGGAGUGAGCGAGAAAACUGGCCGACCUUCGAGGCGGGUCGGAACGAUGGAUCGAGGAAAAAAAUCUACGACAACAUUUUAGUUGUUGUUUGACUCUCCGAUGCGGAGGACCGUCUUUUGUCUGGUUUGAAAUUCGGUAGGUUUUUGUUGCGCCGAUCGAGAGAUCGUCAUCGAGACGCGGGCGGUCGGUAAGAACGUAGAUCGUUUCGAAGAUUUCGAAUGAGGAACACGGACGAAGGACGAAACGAGCCCAUCUAGUCGGUAUUCAAAGCAUAUAGGGAGGAUACUGCUUUUUUUUCGCGUGAAAUACUUAGUGAUCGCCGGGACACGUGAAGCGAAGUGCAACCGAAAAAGGACCAGAAGGAACGAUUUCAAUUCAGCAAAAAGCGAGAAAAGAUUCAAAUUUCAAAGCAUUUUUUUCUGUUCGUUUCAUUGUUGUGAAGGAAACAAGAUCAAUACGAAAGGAAUUUUGUCUAUUCGAACAACUUUGUGGGAGUUUCGGAAGGACAAAUUCAAGUGUGGAAGAAAAAGAGGAAACAGGAAGAUAUAAUCCUCGUUGUGAAGUAGAGAAAGACGAAGUGUAGAAAGCGCGACGAAACUCGCGGAUUGAAGUGACAAGUCGUUGGGUUCGACAAGAGGCUUAGCGCGGAAAAAAGGUGAUAUAAGAAGUAAAGUGUGAAAGUGCUGGAAACAUAGAAAAGCUGGAAAAAUCUAUCCGUACAAACAAGUGAGCAUUAAAUGCAGUGGGAAACCCCGAUUACGGUGGAACGAAACCGAUACUACCCGCCGAGUAGAUAGCAAUAUAGUGGUACAAUUAUGCAGCUCAGCUGAGACAGAAUCGUGGAAACAGGUCAAAGCAAUUUGCGGCGCUAAUUGAAUGCACUUUUACCAGGCUGGCCUGGUGCUUCGUGGGUAAACUUCCCGUAAGCCGUGCUGUGGAAAUUGCCCUUUUAGUAGUCGCUCAUUGUAAGGUUUCAGUGCAUGCAAGUCAGUUGAGCGGUAGUUGAUUGUCGCUAAGUUCUUGUGAUUGAUGAUAUGGAUUGACCCGCCACGCCGCCAAACGACGCUGAUGACAGAUCGACGAGGACAAAAGGAAUGGGAAACAGUGAUUGUCGGUGUUGCGUCAAAGACAACGAUCUGACAUUGUUGUAUUCAUGUUGAAGCUGAGUGUGGAUAGCUGGGAUAACUGCAAGCUGACGUGUAACAGAGUGUCAAAUUGUGUGUGAUGAAAACACCAAUUAAAGUGCAAAAAAAGAAUAAUUGUCAUAUGAAAGAACACGUAACCGAUAUAUCACACACAAGAAAACGUGUUUCGCGGCCACUUUUGGGGUUUUGCAGUGUUGGGCGAUGAGGAGCCAAUCGAUAGCCCCGCAGAAACACCAUGGACGACGGAGUCCAAGAGCAGUGUAUAGUGAUUGAGUCAGCUGCUGAGAGUUGAAACCUGAGGCAGUCAGUGAGGAAUCAGAAAAAAAAUAACCCGGUGAAAAAAACAGUGAUUGUGGAUCUGAUAGUGCGUGCGACGAAACAAGAAACCUGCUCGUAGAGUGACCGGUCCUCGGAAGUGGGCAACGACAGGCAACCGCGGCGCGAAGGGGUCAGUCAACGUGCGUUGCGUUGCGUAUGUGCCUGUGCGUGUAGUGUUUGUGCCCUUAAUGUGAAAAAUCAUAUAUGAAAUGGUGACACUAAUGCCUUGUAGCUACAUAUCGGCCCCCCGGAUCUCCAUCAUUGAUAAAAUGAUAGAGAUAGAACCAAAGGGUAAAAGAUCACGCACAGAAGGACCAGAAACAGCAGAGAGGAGUCGAACCUACAACUCAACGUCAGUAUCCAGUCUUAGUUCAGGUGGUUCGAUAGACAGCUGCUUACCACCGAGUGGAUCGACGCUGCAUUAUCCAACGGCUUCCCAUUCAGCUGGUUCGUAUUCUUUGCUGAACAACAACUAUCGCUCCCUCAGCAGUUCAUCCAGCAUUCAUAGUGCGCACAACGGAUUAAGUUUAUCUUACGGGACGAAUCAUAGUUCAACAUCCGGUGGUACUGUAGUGUCCCGCCUCAACGGAGGGGCGUCGUCUACGAUCACCUCUGGGAGUAGCAGCAGUGCAGGCACCGCCGGAAACUCUCUGGAUGGACUUCCUUCAUCCACCGCCAUCAGUAAUAGUACAGUGGGCCUGAACACCGCAGGUCACGGAACAUCGGCCACCGCACUGGCUUCGUCCGAGCUGGGGAUGUCGCAUUGGCUGACCGACGGGACAGUCAAAUCGGAAAUCCGUAGCCCAGGACUUGACGCAGCCAUCUCCGGUGGAAACCUCGCGGUCGGCUCCACCCAUCUCGACAGUUCUCUGUUCUGUACCAACCCCAACAACCUCGACGCCCUGCAGAGUAGCACUAACUCGUACGAUAAGUCUGAGUACUACCCAUACGCUUACAACAUGCAGCAAUACGCACCGUUCACGUAUUCAUCCUACGGAUCUCCGUACCAAACGAGGACGUCCUCGAAAAUCCCCUCACCAAAUACAUAUCUUCCAUCCAGCUACGCGGCGGCCGCUGCCAACAACAACUCAGCACAAAUCUACUCUUCCUACGGAUACAACAACUUCGCACAGUUCGGCACUAGUCAGCAGGACUACUACAACUACAAUGAUCCAACGUACUCGCCGUACUAUCAGACCGCCACCUACCCGCCGUACGUCAGCUCUCCUGGUUCCAGCGGCAGCCAAAGCUUCCACGUGGCAGCGGGCCUAUCUGCCGAAAGCCCCUCGGAAGGCCAUUCCGCCGCAACUCCGACCAUGCUGGCUCACUCGCAUUCACCCCAAUCACCCCUCUCCAUCUCACCUACCAUCCAAGCGGGUUCGGCGGCUGCCGUGGCAGCAGCUGCAGCAGCAGCAGCCGCCGCCAAAUCCACACCCUCGGGGAAGCCAGGACGGGCGCGGGGGCGAAGACACGCACAUCCCAGUCCGACGCGAAGUUCCACCUCGGAGCCGGGCGUGACGGAGAAGGCACCCGAGCGGAUCUUCGUGUGGGAUCUGGACGAGACGAUCAUCAUUUUCCACUCGCUGCUGACGGGGACCCAUGCGGCCAAGUAUAAUAAGAGCCGGGACCACCACAUGCAACUGGGCUACCGAAUGGAGGAGCUCAUUUUCAACAUGGCGGACGCCUUCUUCUUCUUCAACGACCUGGAGGAGUGCGAUCAGGUACAUAUCGACGACGUGUCCUCCGACGACAACGGCCAGGAUCUGAGCAAUUACAAUUUCUCCGCCGAUGGUUUCCACCCCGGAACGGCACAAGGAGCUCCACCUAAUAUUUGCCUUCCUAAUGGCGUUCGCGGGGGCGUUGACUGGAUGCGAAAGCUGGCAUUUCGCUAUCGGAAAAUUAAGGACACCUACAACACCUACCGAAAUAAUGUUGGUGGUCUCCUAGGUCCUCAAAAACGGGAACACUGGCUGCAAGUUCGGUCCGACAUCGACUUCGAAACGGACAACUGGCACAGUCUAACGCUGAAGUGUUUGAACAUGAUUGCCCAGCGGGAGAACUGCGUCAACGUGCUGGUGACGACCACGCAGCUGGUUCCGGCCCUGGCCAAAGUGCUGCUCUACGGACUGGGGCAGAUAUUCCCGAUAGAGAAUAUUUAUAGUGCAAAUAAAAUAGGUAAGGAAUCCUGCUUCGAACGGAUCGUGACCCGAUUCGGUCGGAAAAGCACAUACGUGGUCGUCGGUGACGGCCAGGAUGAGGAAAGCGCUGCCAAAAAUCUUAAUUUUCCCUUCUGGCGGAUAUCGAGCCACAGUGAUAUCCGGUCGCUGCAUACCGCCCUGGAGAUGAACUUCUUAUGAAGAUGCUCAGCGAUGAACAUCGCUUCGGCGACGAUGACGACGAGGACGAUGACGACAACGUGUCGUUUCAUACUUGCUGUGAAUGCAAAUAUAAGAUUCUAGUGAAUUUAGGCAGAUUGAAGAAAUGUGUAAAAGACAGAGUCAGUUUAGAAACUUAAAAUGAUUAGCAUUUACAUGUGAGAAGUCCCGUGUACAUUAAAAACCUAUAUCUAACACCAGAGAGCACUUUGUAAAAAAAAUUGUCGUCUUAUCCCCCAGCAAAAUUGAAAUAUUCAUGUAAUGUCAUAUGAGAUCAUAAAUUUUAGGGCAUCACUAUUCAAAUAGCAAAUUUUCCAAAUGAUCAGCCACAGUUUGAAAGUCGCGCAAUGUUGCUCAAUCAGUUUUCUAUUGUACGCAUAAACCUCCGCACUGAACUCAUUUUCGUUCGUUCAAAUUCCCAGUGUAUUGAUCGUCCUACUACUAGGUACGAAAGAAUCGAAUUCAAACCUAAUGAAUUUAUUAAAAAAAAAUAACUUAAUUUCGGCAUGAAACUGAAUUGCACUAAGAAGUAGUAGAAUUGUAAAAAAAAUAAUCUAAUAAGUACUAAUUGUUGGUGAGCAACUGAAUGAUGAAAGGCUCAUCCCUGUCGGCGUAAACUGUCGCAUCUAUCAAACAUCUGUGUUAAAAUAUUUAGGAUUGCGUGCGAAGAUGAGAAAAAGUAUCAUGAUUGUUUUAAAACUUAUAAGAUGAAAGAGACGUCCAUUUGUACAUAAAAUCACCCUAAAAGAAUCAAAAUACAAACACAUACAUUAUCUUUUACUAAGAAAUUUCUAAAUAAAUUGCACCUAUGUAAAGCGAACAAAAAUGUGUAUUUAUAAGCCCUACCUAAAUAUAUCAAUAAAUGAACUCAAAUGUAAGAAAUGCGAA